GCUGACUAGUGCCAACCUACAAAGAUGACGACAAACACAAAUUAAAAAAAUUGAUAAAUGAUCAAAAACUUUGGUCAUGGCUUGGUUACAAAAUUUGGCAGGGCGGGCCGAAGAUUUGUUAAAUAAAAUUGACCAAAAUGCUGCAACUGUUUUAAAUGAGACUAAAUUAAUUGAUGAAAAUACAAUGCCUACUAAUCCGGAUGAGAAAACUUAUCAAGAAACAAUUAAUAACAGUUUAAAAUUAAAUUUCAUUGCUGGACAAAGCAAUACAAUUGAUUUAAUUAAACUCACAUUUGAAGAGGAGUUUAAUGUGGCUGAAAAUCAUGAUUACGACCUGGAACAAUCAUCAAAGGGGGACUCCCCGGGCCCUAAAUCGAUAUCGUCUCACAACAGUUUUAUUUUAACCGAAGAUGUGCAGUGUUAUACUGACUCAAUAAACAAAUUGGAAAUUGAAGUGCGAGAUCUCAAUAAGCAACUCUUAAAUUUGCAACAUCUGUAUGCAGAAUUACGCAAUGAAAAUGCAAACUUGAGAACCCAAAUUGAAGCGUCGAAUUAUUUGGUCUCAACGGCGCAGUCUGAAAUGGAGCAGUACAAGGCAAGGGCUCAGAGAAUUUUGCAAGAAAAGGAAGACUUAAUCCGGUUAAAAAAUGAAAAUAAAUCGUCACAAAAUGAUCAGAUCUUAACCAACUACAAUGAUGAAUUGAAAAAAGAGAUUGACUUUCAGCAAAAUCGCAACGUGGAGUUGACCGAGAAAGUCAAGAAAUUAACUCAGGAAGUCUCCCAUUUGCAACAACAAAUGGUUUUGGUCCAAAAUUCGUCGCAAAAUUCGACCCAAAUCCUCCAAGAGACUCUAGCUAGGGAGAAAAAAAUUCGUCUUAUGGCCGAGGACGAGUGCAGGAUUAAAAACCAAGAGUUGCAACUCAAAAUGCAAGAAUUGGCUCAACACUAUCAGAUAAUCCAAUCAAAAUCGGAAGAAAUCAAUAAGUUACAAGAAGCCCUCAAAUGCAAAUCAAACUCAAGUGGUUACACCGAUUUUGAAUCGCGGAUUAAAUCACUCACUGACACUCUCAUGGUGAAACAAAACGCUUUAGAGAGAGUUACAACCGAGCGUAAUGCUUUGCGAAUACAACUCGAGAAGUUGGAAACUGAGUAUCACAAUAAUUUGGCCCAACUUGAACGAGCACAAGUGCGUGUGAUCAACGUGAAUGACACGGAUGAUGUCAAAUCCCAAGUCCCUCAAUUUAUGAGAGUGUCCCCGUUUGAUGCUGGGGUCACGAGACGAGUCAAACAUGCGUAUUCAACUGUUGAUGCGAUUAGUGUUAGGACGGGAAUUUUCCUCCGGCGCUACCCUGUUGCAAGAGUUUUUGUUUUUUGUUAUAUGGUUUUGUUACAUUUUUGGGCCUUGAUUCUACUCUUCCUGUAUGCCCCAAGUAGCCGAUAAGUUUUAUACAUAAAAUAAAAAAUUUAUUACA
Tribolium madens (black flour beetle) is the source of this 1472-nucleotide messenger RNA. RefSeq names its product golgin-84 (gene Golgin84). The record is from RefSeq and is a predicted model, not a curated record. Bases 77 to 1441 code for a protein of 454 amino acids. The transcript is spliced from 7 exons. Gene Ontology annotation, biological process: Golgi organization; retrograde transport, vesicle recycling within Golgi. Gene Ontology annotation, cellular component: Golgi membrane; Golgi cisterna. NCBI's taxonomy places the organism in Eukaryota, Metazoa, Arthropoda, Insecta, Coleoptera, Tenebrionidae.